AUGAGUGAAUUUCACGAAGACCGUCCAUUAUUAACCUCUUCUGAUAGUGAUAAUAUAUCUAUUGAUUCUGAGAAUGAUAUUAUUGAAGAUCAUCAUAUUGCCAAUAAUCCUCAUAUUUCACCAAUAAAUGACUUUGAUCAAGCCGAUUCUUGGGGGAUGUUGCACGAGGUUAACGAUUCUCCAAGCAAUAAGAUGUCAAUAGAUAAACAUGAUGUUUUAGUUGAUCAUAGACCAACUUUGAAUAAUAUGUUAUUAAAUAAAUCUAAUAGUGCAUCGGCAGGUAGACCAAGACCAAGAGCUAAUUCAAAUUCCAUCCCAUAUAGAAAAAAAGUUAGUAGUAAUAGCACAGAAAAGAGCUAUCAUGCAAAAGAUUUUUAUGAUAAAACUCGUUCGUCAAAUUUCUCAUCUUCUCAGUUAGAUCAAACCCAGUCAAAUAUGGAACAUAUGCAUAAGGUCAACGAAGAACGUAUAAGAAGAAGAAAAACGAUCGCAAAUGGAGACGUAGUUAUAGAUGUAGAUGCAUUAAUGAAAAGUGUUCAUAAAGAUAAUGAAAGCUUAAAGAAUGGUCUGGGAUUAUCAAGGCAUUCGACUUCACUUGCUCAUAGCAAUGCAACAUCUAAUGAGGAAGAAUUAAAUUCAAGACCUUCAUCAAGAAGAUCAUCAAAUGACUCUAGUUUGGAUGAUGUUUGUCUAUUUCUAGAUGACGUAAAUUCUUUGAGUCAAAAAGUAUGGCCUGAUGUAGAAGUUUUAGAAGAGUUCUCAAAGGAAGAAACUGAGAAGUUGAGAAGACAAGCAAUCGAAGAUGCCGAAGAAUUCCAUUUUAACUACGAUGAAGAGGAUGAAGGUGAUGAAGAUUCUGCCAGUGAAGGGAUAUUUUUUUCGAAACCAAUUGUUACAAGUAUUGAUGUACCGGAAUUGGGAAAUAGGAAAGUAAAUGAAGCUGAGGAUUUGAAAGAAGGAAGGCUAAGACCUAAGAGAAUUACUCCAUGGCAUUUAAGAAAAGCUGCAUUGCAAAACCAAACAAGAAAAUCAAGUCUGAGAGAUGAGGGCCCUUCCAAUGGUAGAAAUGAGGUGCGUGAUAACUUUUUAGUAGGUCGUAACAUUCAAUAUCCUCCACACAUUAUAUCAAGCAAUCCAGAACAUUUUAGAUUCACCUAUUUUCGUGUCGAUUUAGAGUCUACGGUGCACUCACCUACGAUUUCAGGUCUUCUACAAACUGGUCAAAAAUUCGAAGAUUUGUUCGUAAGCUCAGUUUAUUCCAAUGAGAACAAUAGGGCAGAUGGUAGUUCAUUAACGCCAAUUGGAAGCAAAUCGAUGCUAUCCACACAAAGUCAAAAUCAAUUACACAAUCAAGCAGGAAACAAUAAUAUCUCUCAGUCACAAAUGUACAAAACUAAUUCAAGAAUAUCAAACCCUAUUGCCGAAUAUGCCGAUGUUUCUCCAUUUUGGCUUGAUGUUUUAAACCCAACGGAAGAGGAGAUGAAAGUUUUAAGUAAGGCAUUUGGUAUCCAUCCAUUGACAACUGAAGAUAUUUUCUUGGGAGAAGCUCGUGAAAAAGUGGAAUUAUUCAAAGAUUAUUAUUUGGUUUGUUUUAGAAGUUUUGAUAUUGUCGCAGAGAGAACCACUCGUCGCAAAAAGGAAAAAUCCCAAGAGUUAUCAACUUCAACAAUAUUAGAGAAUGAAAAUUUAUACAAAACGUCUACCAGAGAGAAAUCUGGUAUACUAGAUAAAAUCAUACCAUCAUUUUUACGUAAGCGCCGCAGGUCUUCAGCGUAUAAAACAAUAGCUUCAAGCUCUGAUGCAUCAAGUUAUAGACGUCGUAAAAGUGAAAGAGAAAAGGAAGAAAAGGAAAGAUAUAAGAGAAAAUCUGGUGAUAGACAUAAACCUCGUGAAGGUGAAUUGGAGCCAUUGAAUGUUUAUAUUAUUGUUUUUAGAACCGGUGUUUUGACAUUUCACUUUGCACCUACACCUCAUCCAAUUAAUGUUCGUAGAAGAGCCAGAAUUUUAAAGGAUUAUCUUAACGUUACUUCGGACUGGCUUGCAUACGCUUUGAUUGAUGAUAUCACUGAUGCCUUUGCACCAAUGAUUGAAUUAAUAGAAGAUGAAGUAUACGAUAUUGAAGAUGCUAUAUUGAAAAUGCAUCAUAGUGAUGAUUCUAGCGACAGUGACUCCAGCGACAGUGAUUCUAGUGAUUCUGAGAAUGAUUUCAUCGAACCGCUAUUAGAUAGAAGAAAUAGAUAUGGAGAUUACGAAUCAAUUAUCAAUAACAAACAAAAUAGAUUGGCAUUAAUGAGAAGGAAGAGCACAUUUAGUAAGUAUAGUUCCAGUAGCAGUUCUAUUUCAAGUAGAUCGAAUUCCACAGGUUAUACAUCACUAAAUGCAAAUAUUAUAGGUUGGAAAAAGAAGGGUGAUAUGUUACGAAGAAUAGGUGAAUGUAGAAAAAGAGUUAUGAGUAUUUUGAGAUUACUAGGGUCAAAAGCAGAUGUUAUUAAAGGUUUCUCCAAAAGAUGCAACGAACAAUGGGAAGUUGCACCAAGAUCAGAAAUUGGAAUGUUUCUUGGUGAUAUCCAAGAUCAUAUUAUUACGAUGGUAUCAUCACUAAACCAUUACGAGAAAUUAUUGAGUAGAUCACAUUCUAAUUACUUGGCUCAAAUUAAUAUUGAUAUGACAAAAGUCAAUAAUGACAUGAAUGAUGUAUUAGGUAAAAUCACAAUCUUAGGUACCGUUGUUUUGCCUAUGAAUGUUAUAACGGGGUUAUGGGGCAUGAAUGUUUUAGUACCAGGUCAAGAAAAUGAAUCAUUAGUAUGGUUUAUUUCAAUUUUCUCAUUCAUGAUAGGACUAGCAUACUGUGCUUUUGUUUAUACAAGGAGAAGGUUCGGGUUUUAA
Messenger RNA from Vanderwaltozyma polyspora DSM 70294, 2886 nucleotides. It is a transcript of the gene MNR2, whose product is annotated as putative Mg(2+) transporter MNR2. The transcript has a single exon. The record is from RefSeq and is a predicted model, not a curated record. Lineage: Eukaryota; Fungi; Ascomycota; Saccharomycetes; Saccharomycetales; Saccharomycetaceae. Bases 1 to 2886 code for a protein of 961 amino acids. Gene Ontology annotation, cellular component: plasma membrane. Gene Ontology annotation, biological process: magnesium ion transmembrane transport; intracellular magnesium ion homeostasis. Gene Ontology annotation, molecular function: magnesium ion transmembrane transporter activity.